AUGGAUCUUAAUGAGGAUAUGUUGGAUCAUAGGGAAAUGAUAGAAACUAGUGAUGCUAAAGAGGUCCCAUUGACAAGGAAGGAUGAGGCUAUAAGUAUUCAGAAACUAGAAAGCAGUGUCGGGUGGCGGCCCGGUGGCGGAGCGGUGGCCGGUCGGAAAAAAGGGUCGGGGAGCCGCAGCAGCGGCCAGGAACUGAGCGGCGGCCGGGGACUGAGCGGCGGGGGCCAGGGCGGAGGCCGCAGGCUGAGCGGCAAGCUGGGGCCACAGGUAGGUGGUGGCGGAGGUGCAGGGAGGUUUCCAACGGCGGGGGCCGCAGGGAGGCCGACGGUGAGAUUAGGGUCGGUGGAGUGGAGAGGCACGCAAUUGGAAGGCCAAGCUGCCGGGAAGCGGCGGUGUAGGGGACCGGAGGCGGCAGAGGCCGGAGACUGCAGGGCUGGCGGGGGCCAAGUGUAA
Molecule: messenger RNA, 453 nt
Organism: Cryptomeria japonica (Japanese cedar)
Lineage: Eukaryota; Viridiplantae; Streptophyta; Pinopsida; Cupressales; Cupressaceae
Product: glycine-rich protein 5-like
Exons: 2
Coding region: 1-453 (150 amino acids)
Source: RefSeq, a predicted model, not a curated record